Messenger RNA from Syngnathus acus (greater pipefish), 6768 nucleotides. RefSeq names its product mitogen-activated protein kinase kinase kinase kinase 4. The record is from RefSeq and is a predicted model, not a curated record. Gene Ontology annotation, biological process: protein phosphorylation. Gene Ontology annotation, molecular function: ATP binding; protein kinase activity. Bases 124 to 3912 code for a protein of 1262 amino acids. Lineage: Eukaryota; Metazoa; Chordata; Actinopteri; Syngnathiformes; Syngnathidae. The transcript is spliced from 33 exons.
GAUCGCGUUAGGACAACUUGAGAAUGGUGUCCAGGCAAGUCCGUUAGUUUGACGAAGAGAGAGAGCGAGACCGUCCAUGACUUGAACACAGACAUCAACGCCUUUACAACAUCAUUGGCAGCAAUGUCGAGAGAAAACACCACUCGAAGUUUGGACAGCAUAGAUCUUGCUGCACUGAGAGAUCCCGCUGGUAUCUUUGAGCUGGUGGAGGUGGUAGGCAAUGGAACCUAUGGUCAAGUUUACAAGGGUCGCCAUGUCAAAACAGGUCAAAUGGCCGCUAUCAAAGUCAUGGAAGUCACAGAGGAGGAAGAAGAGGAAAUAAAGCUGGAGAUCAACAUGUUAAAGAGUUAUUCCCACCAUAGAAACAUCGCAACUUAUUAUGGAGCUUUUGUUAAGAAAGGUCCUGUUGGACAGGACCACCAACUCUGGUUGGUGAUGGAGUACUGUGGCGCUGGCUCUGUGACUGACUUGGUAAAAAAAACAAAGGGUAACUGUCUAAAAGAGGAUUGGAUUGCUUACAUCUGCCGAGAAGUUCUCAGGGGUCUUUCCCAUCUCCAUUCCCAUCAUGUGAUUCACAGGGACAUUAAGGGACAGAAUGUUUUGCUUACAGAGAAUGCCGAAGUAAAACUUGUGGAUUUUGGGGUUUCCGCACAAUUGGACAAGACGAUUGGUCGAAGAAACACUUUCAUCGGUACUCCCUAUUGGAUGGCUCCUGAGGUCAUUGCCUGUGAUGAGAAUCCAGAAUCUACAUAUGAUUACAGGAGUGACCUCUGGUCUUUAGGCAUCACUGCUUUAGAGAUGGCAGAAGGAGCCCCACCUCUGUGUGACAUGCAUCCCAUGAGAGCUCUGUUUCUAAUUCCACGCAACCCUCCACCCAGACUUAAGUCCAAAAAAUGGUCUAAGCGCUUUCUGUCAUUCAUUGAUAGCUGCCUAGUUAAGAACCAUCUGCACCGACCCACAACAGAUGUACUGCUGAGGCAUGCCUUCAUCCGAGAUUUGACUAAUGAGAGACAAGUUCGCAUCAUGCUCAAAGAUCACCUCGACAGAACCCGAAAGAAAAAGGAGAAAGAGGGCCCAGAGUACGAGUACAGUGGAAGUGAAGAGGAAGAAGACGAGGUCACUGAGGAGGAAGGAGAACCCAGCUCGAUAGUGAAUGUUCCUGGCGAAUGGACCUUAAGGCGGGAGUUUCUGCGUUUACAGACAGAGGAUCGAGAAGAGAGCCGACAUAGAGGCCAUAGAGUUGGUGGGGAACAGCAGAGACAACAGCAAAUAGCAGAACAAGAACAAUACAAGCAGCAAUUAUUGGCUGAUCGACAGAGGAGGAUCCAACAACAACAUGAGAAGCGACAAAUGUUAGAAGAUCAUCAGAGGCGACAGCUGUCAAACGCUGCCUUUCAGUGGACAGAACUACAAGAGCUUGUGCUUGGGGAGGAGUCUGAUAACCGUGACAACAGAAUCUUAAAGAUUGACCGAUAUCAGAGGAAUGAGAGGAAACAGGACAAUGCAGACAGACAGUGGAAUGCUGAUGUAAGGCCUCUGGACUCAGAGCAGAGAGCUGUUGCUCCAUACCAGCUGCUUCAGCUUAAGGCCAAGCACUCGCAGCCUCAUCUCCACUCGCCAGCCAAGACCAAGUCUCCGAGCCAGCAUCAGCAGCCUUCGUCAGGCAGGAGAUCACACCGCACCCUACCUAAAGACCAAACGCAGCUCCUGUCCCUGCAGCAUGACAACAGGCACAGUGAGAGCGAGAAGGACUGGGAGAGGCAAAGAGAAAAGCCAGAGGCAUUUGUCCAAAAGCUAAUGGCUAACAGCGGGAACACAGGCGCUCCUGCCGCUACCGCUGCCGCUGCCUUGUCCAGCUGCCCCGCAAACUGCCAGCGCUCAGCGAUGGAUUACCAGGACUCCCAGUUAGCGAGGAUGCUUUUAGCUGCUGGCCUCCCCAACGAGAUACACUCAAGACUUGGCUCUGGUAGCAGUUCUAGUCCUUGUACGCCAGCCAUGCAGAGAGCUCACAUUAACCAGAAUGCCAAUUUGCGCUCGAGCCGAGUUGCCCCUCACAGCAGCUCCAUGUCAAAUAUGGCUAUCUCGGCUUUGUCCCCUUUCACGCCUGUAUCGCCCUCAGAUGAUGUCUUCUGGGACUCUGAGACACCACCUAAGGUGCCAGAACGUACUACCUCUAAGUUCUACUGCAGAGAACUGGUGAAGGGACACAACAGGGCUGCUUCCAGUGGCAGUCCUGUGCUUAUGACAGAUAAAAGCUCUCUGUCUCACGGGGCUUCUAUCAGCAGAAACCAUCCAGAGCACUUCAAGUUGGAGAGUCCACGUGUGCAGCAGCGUCUUCAGCAGCGCAGACGGCAACAGAACGACAUAACUGGAAGACAUUUACAAGGUGUCAAGACUGUUCUGAGCCCAUUCAACAAGGCCACAGAAUAUUCCUCCUCUAGUGACGAGUUUGGAAGUAGUGACGAACAAGACAGGAACAGUUGUGGCCUCCCCAAUGGAAAGGGAGAGAAAUACUUAAAAAGAAUACCAGAUGGCAUUGUGCUGCAGCCUCAUCACAAUCUUAACCAGAUUUCUCAGAUGACAUCAGAUGAUACCUACAUGCUGCCAGACCUUCUGCAGAAAAUAUCUUCAUCAAGUCCUUCUCGCAAUGCACUAAGCCAGCAACAGCGGACACGAGAACAGAAAUACGCACAAUCGCCCACGGCACCGCGAUCCCUCACACCUCAGGAGCUACAUGCUUUCGGCAGUCCAGCUAGUAACAGCAUCUCACCUUCCUCUUCCUCUCUCUUCUCCUUUAUCGAUCCAAGAUUGAUCCCUAUAUCUUCGCCACCUCAGAGCCCAAUAUGUAGUAAGGGUGAGCCAAUCAAGAGAGAGAACCACAGGAAAGGCUCUGUGGUGAAUGUGAACCCAACCAAUAUUCGACCGCAGAGUGACAGUCCUGAGAUCCGCAAAUACAAGAAGAAAUUCACCACUGAGGUGCUCUGUGCUGGACUAUGGGGAGUGAAUCUGUUGGUGGGGACAGAAAACGGUCUUUGGCUGCUGGACCGAAGUGGUCAGGGGAAGGUUUACUCACUCAUUAGCAGAAGAAGGUUUCAGCAGAUGGAUGUGCUGGAAGGACUGAAUGUGCUCAUUACUAUAUCAGGUAAAAAGAACAAGCUUCGCCUUUACUAUCUUUCCUGGCUGAGAAAUAAAAUCCUCCGGAAUGACCCGGAGGUGGAGAAGAGGCAGGGUUGGACAUCUGUUGCUGAUCUGGAAGGCUGUGUCCACUAUAAAGUGGUGCGUUACGAGAAGAUCAAGUUCUUGAUAAUUGCUUUGAAGACUGCAGUGGAGGUUUACGCUUGGGCACCCAAACCCUACCAUAAGUUCAUGGCCUUUAAGUCUUUCAGGUCCUUACCACAAAAGCCACUGUCUGUUGAUCUGACAGUGGAGGAAGGCCAAAGGUUAAAGGUCAUCUAUGGUUCCUCUUCUGGUUUCCAUGCAAUUGAUGUAGAUUCUGGGACGCCAUAUGACCUCUACUUGCCCACACAUAUCCAGGGUUCCAUUCAUCCGCACGCCAUCAUUAUUUUGCCAAACAGUGCCGGAACAGAAGUUCUUGUUUGCUACGAAGACGAAGGCGUGUACAUUGAUACCUAUGGGCGCAUCACCAAGGAUACGGUUUUGCAAUGGGGAGAGAUGCCUGCAUCAGUCGCUUACCUACAGUCCAAUCAGGUGAUGGGUUGGGGAGAGAAGGCCAUUGAGCUCAGGUCUGCCAACACAGGAAACCUGGAGGGGGUUUUCAUGCACAAAAGGGCCCAGAAACUCAAGUUCCUGUGUGAAAGGAAUGACAAGGUCUUCUUUGCAUCAGUGCAAUCAGGAGGCAGCAGUCAGAUUUACUUCAUGACAUUGGGUCAGAACUCUCUUUUCAACUGGUAAUAAACUAGACGUGCGGCACCAAGAACUUCUGCUUGUGCAGUCCAUCAGUCUUCACGCUUGUCUCACUUUGUCGCAUCCUGAAUGUGAAUUUUGACCAAGAAGAUCUGUCUGUGAAAGUACAUACUGACAUUGUUUUGGAGCUGCAUUUGUCAACAUCUGAAGUCCAACAAAUUCACUGGAUUUUGUUUUUCCUCAUGCAUGCGAGGUCAUCUUGUUUGGAUUAAUCGCAUUCUUACUGCCUUUCUCUACCGACAUUCCACAACCCAAAAUUCUGCUGCAGUCAUUCUUUCAAACAGCAUCCAUGUGAUGGAAUGAAAGGUGGAAGAAUAAGAGCUUUACUAUCUCUUGUUUACGGAAAUCAUCUGAGAGCUUCAAAGAGGAUCCCCUCACAGCGACAAACAGACCACACAUUUGGUUGCUCAUCACAUUACUUUAAUCACUUUAACCACUUUCCAAAUUGCUUGUCAGCUGUCAGAAUUGCUUGAGUUAUUCAAACAGCCACAUGGAGAUGUUUAACCCCUGUGGCUGAUGUUAAAUGUUGAAUGUAUGAAAGUACCUUCGUGAAAAAGAAACAAGAUUUACUACGCAUCACGCGUAGUAGUUCCUCAUUCCUUCAUUUUUUAGUUUUAUCUGCAAACUGAAUCUAAUUUGCACCAUCAAACAUUUUUGUAUUGCUAGAUUGUUGAUCUAAAAACAAGGCUAAAUUUCUCCAAUGACUAUUAAGGAAAACGAAGCUCAUUGAAUUGAGUUCUACAUUGUGAUACUUAGCAGGCAUCACAAUUAGAUACCACACAAUCAAUGUAGUUCAGUACUUAAAAGGUGCAAUUGUGUAAAGCUAAACAAAUGCACUCCAACAGUAUUUCCAGGCUGUGUGUCUUUGCCUUGAACAUAUCCAAGAAGUGUAUGUACGUGUAUAUGUCAAACAAAUUGUAUAUAAGUGAAUGUUUGUUUUUUGUUUUUUUAGAGGGUGAAUGUGAAGACUGCUUUAAACUGGUUUUUUUUUUUCCCUUCAAAUGACAUUCAUAAAUGCACUCCUGUUUGACCUGUGAUUAACUUCACAGAAGUGUAGCAUGCUCCAGAACGCUACAUGUGUGCACGUGACCAAAUAUUCUAACUUGCCCGAUAAAGGGCCAGCCAACCUAUGCGACAAACUUAUCUUGAACCUUCCAGAGGUACAAGGAGAUGUAAAACUUGAAAAAUACAUAUUGGCCUUCAGGGACAGGAAAUAUCAGAGCAAUUCUAAGACCAGUCCAGAAGGUGAUUCCGUCCGGGAGUUUAAAUUCCAUUUUCUCAUGCCAAUAUAUGUUUUGCCUCUUAUACCCAUUUCCAAGAGCGUCCCUCCUCACUUACUUUACUGUUUGUGCCAGUCGACUGCAGUUAUUUACAAAUUCGUCCAUAUGUUACAAACAUGUCAUUCUACUACUCAGUGUCAUUCCACAUAGCUUUUUUUAGGGGUUGUGUUUACAAGAAGUGUCAACCCCCUGCACAAUCCGCACAUGCCGAUUGCUGCCACUUUCGUAGUCGGAGAAAAACCCAUUCCUAAAACACAGUCAUUGUGUUCAAUUGCCUUACUAGUGAGGACUAUGGUCAUUUUAGUUAGUACAUGGAUCUAGCUGGAUAUCAAGGAUUUCGAAUUAAUCCUCAAAUGACUUUUCUAUAAUUGUUACUUCUGGAUUACUGGAAGCAAACAUGCCCCCAGUGCGUCAUCUCAGUCAAGCUGUAUCACAAAUGAGAAAGCCCGGCGCACUCCCGCCUACACUUCACUGAUAUCCGCUCACAUCUCCCAAGUCUCCACCAUCAAGUUUUCUCACUUGCUGCUGCAUUUCACCCCCCUUCCCCUCCACUCCACUUUUAUCUUCCUCAAACUCACGUUCCUCCAGUCUUUGUUCCCAAGUGUUGUUUGCUCUCUUUCCAUUCCAUCCACCCCCAGCUCUGCUGCCAAACGCUCCAUCAGCAUCACUAAGCUUCUGGUUGUGUCGUUGAAUGCAGUCAAGUCUUGUUAGGAAACAUAUUGUGUUUGAGUACUGCACAAAUACAGGAACGCAACAGGACUUCAGGUCAUCAAUAUGUGCAUUAUUAAUUUCUUCAUAAAGUCAUUAAAACUAAGACCAUGGAAUUGACCAGUACCGUACACGAGUUGAUGCUUGUUGUCGGUUCUACCUUUUCCUGCAUUUGCAACAUUUGCAGUAAGUUUUGAAUGUCACAUCUAAUGCAAAGCUGCAUAUUUUCAAAAUGACAGUCACAAUCUACAGUAAAUUGAGCAUUAGCUACUAGACUAAGUAAGGCUGUGGUUGUAAAGUGAUGAUGUUUAGGAUACUGAAGAAUCGUACCUCUUCUUGCCGAAUUCCUAGUCGUGUCUGCAGACUAAGUGAUGGGAAAAAGAAUAAAGAUGGAGAAAGUCGUUGAUGGUUGCUUGCAGUGGAAAGAAGGAUUUGAAUGUUACAUGAAGUUGCAUUUGCACGAUCUAAAAUGUUUCAAUCGAAGGUGCCAAACUAAGAUGAUGAGAUGAAGGCAGUCUAUUGCCAACAGCUCUCAGGUUUGCAGUAUAAAUGUCAAACAGCUAUGUACUUGUCAUUGUUCCUUCAUUCCAAGAGGCAAAAGAGAUUAUUUUGUAGGCAAAUACAUAUGUGAAAACCUGCAUUUUGCCUAUUUCCAAACCCUGUAUCAAUGCUAAAGAUUUGUUACUUUGGUUUCUGUUUUUUUGCACUGGAUUUUUGGAUUUUUUGAUUGCUUCAGUUUAAUGGCAUGCUAAUAUGUUUGUAUGCAAAAUGGCAGAAAACAAUAAAUAUUGAAUUAAGUUCACUCCAUUGUUGUUUGUGGCUUCCAACAUAAUAAACAUUCUAGUGUUUGACUUUU